Molecule: messenger RNA, 891 nt
Organism: Tricharina praecox
Lineage: Eukaryota; Fungi; Ascomycota; Pezizomycetes; Pezizales; Pyronemataceae
Exons: 5
Coding region: 1-891 (296 amino acids)
Biological process (GO): phosphatidic acid biosynthetic process; triglyceride catabolic process
Cellular component (GO): endoplasmic reticulum; lipid droplet
Molecular function (GO): acylglycerone-phosphate reductase (NADP+) activity; triacylglycerol lipase activity
Source: RefSeq, a predicted model, not a curated record
AUGGCCACCUCACCGGAUACACGAAAGACUGUUCUCAUCACUGGAGCCGGCGUCGGCGGCAUCGGCGGAGAACUUGCGAAAGAGUUUCAAGCGAAGGGCUACCGAGUAUUCGCCGCCUACCGGCGUAUCGAAACCGUCGCCCCGCUCGCCGCGCUCGGCAUCGAGACCGUCGAGCUAGACGUGACCUCGCCCCUAUCCAUCGCGGCGGCGCACGCGACCAUCUCGGCGCUCACCAACGGCAAGCUCUCCGUGCUCGUCAACAAUGCGGGACAGGGCACGCCGCGCCCCUGCACAGACCUCGACGUCGAGGGUGUCGUCAAGGAGACGUUCGACGUGAACGUCUUCGGCGUGAUGCGGGUGGUGCAGGCGUUCGUGGACCUGCUCAUCGCCGACGGCGCCGCGACCGUCGUCAACAUCGGCAGCAUCGCACCCAUCAUCCCCCUCGUCUUCGGCGGCGCGUAUAACGCCUCAAAGGCCGCUAUGCAUGCGUAUGCGGACUGCCUCAGGAUGGAGUUGAAACCGUUCAACGUCAAGGUGUUGACAAUAAUCACCGGCGGCGUCCGCUCCUCGAUCGUCAGGUCGGCAAACACACAGCUGCCAGAGAACUCGCUGUACACCCCGAUCAACGAUUACUGGCUCCAGCGGGUGGAGCUCAGCCAGGCAUGUCCCAUGGACACCGCCGUGUACGCGAAGAGCGUGGUGGCCAGGAUCAUCCGUGGUGGCAGCAAGCCGUUGUUCUGGGAUGGCUACUAUUCUUGGUCCGCUUGGGCCAUCCAGACUUUCCUCUGGAAGGGGUUCACAGAUUACUCCAUGAGUGAAGUGUUCGGAUUGAUAAAGCUGGCGAAAAUUGAGGCGGAAAAGAGAAAGCAGAAGGGCAUCAAGCGGGCGUAG